CGGAGCUACCGGCCGCUCCGAGCCGGGGGGCCCAUGAGCGGCGGGGGCGGCGCGGCGGAGCCGGGGGCGGGGCACGCGGCGGGCUGGAGCCGGACACGAUGCCCCGCCGGAAGCAGCGACACCCGCAGCCCGUGAAAGCAGUAACUGGCUGGCGCUCCGUGUGUUGCAGUGGACACAGAAGACACUCUCGAGGAGACGCCAGGAGGGGGCCUGGUGCUGCAGAGUGACCUGCUGCUGGGCCAGGACCUGGAGUUUGAGGACAGCAGCGACAGGAUCAUGGGCUUUGAGAAAGACUCAGAAGUGGACUCCCUGGUGGGGAAGAUCACCAUCCCGGCCUACUCGUUGAGCGACGACGCCUGCUACCGCCAGCUGCGCGUGGAGAGUGACCCCGAGGAGGGGAGGGAGCCUGGCCCCCCAGCCUCGCCUUGCCCUCAGUGUGGCCUGCAACUGGCCGCGCGCUUGGGGCAGAGCUGCCCCCAGUGUGCAGGGGCCGAGGGCCAGCGUGUGCUCUACUCCUGCCAGCUCUGCCCCUUCACCUCCCACUACUCCAGCCACCUCAAGCGCCACAUGAAGACCCACAACGGCGAGAAGCCCUUCAAGUGCCCGCACUGUGAUUAUGCCUCGGCCCAGCUGGUGAACCUGACACGGCACCAGCGCACGCACACGGGCGAGAGGCCCCACCGCUGCCAGGCCUGCAGCUUCGCGUGCAGCAGCCUGGGCAACCUGCGGCGCCACGAGCGCAUCCACAGCCAGGAUAAGCCCUUCCAGUGCAGCGCCUGCGACUACCGCUGCAACCAGAGCCGCAACCUCAAGCGCCACAUGCUGCGCCAUCGCCAGGCGGAGGAGGGGCCCUGCUGCCAGGACACGGCCCAAGAGCCGCUGCUGCCAGAGCUGAGCCUGCGCGCGAGCGGUGCGGGCAGCCCCCUCCUGCCCGGCUGCGCCCGCCUGCGGACCGAUGAGGCAGACGCCUUGCCGGAGCUGCUCUUCCCCUUCACCUGCCGCAUGUGCGGGCUGGUGCUGGACGACGGCUUGGUGCAGGACGAGAGCCUGGUCGAGCAGAUCUGCAGCCGCUGCAGCCUGGCCGUGCUGAGUGACAGUCCCCCCGAGGCCGGCCCCAAGGGCUUCUCCUGCAGCCUGUGCCCCUUCGCCACACACUACCCCAACCACCUGGCCCGCCACAUGAAGACGCACAGUGGCGAGAAGCCCUUCACCUGCCCCCUCUGUCCCUACGCCUCUGCCCACCUGGACAACCUGAAGCGGCACCAGCGCGUGCACACGGGCGAGCGACCCUACAAGUGCCAGCUCUGCGACUACGCCUGUGGCAACCUGGCCAACCUCAAGCGGCACGGCCGCAUCCACUCCGGCGACAAGCCCUUCCACUGCGGCCUCUGCAGCUACCGCUGCAACCAGAGCAUGAACCUCAAGCGCCACAUGCUGCGCCACACGGGCGAGAAGCCCUUCCGCUGCCGCCACUGCCCCUACACCACCGGCCACUGGGACAACUACAAGCGCCACCAGAAGAUCCACGGCCCUGCUGCCGAGGGCUGGGCCAGCCCCCAGAGCGCCAAGCCCCGGCUGGCCCCGCCGCCCCCGGCUGCCUCCCUGCCCUAGGACCUGGGCCUGGCCCAGAGCAGGAGCAUGGCCAGGGGCUAAAAUGCUGCUCCUUGGAACGAGGUUUGGGCCGGGUGGCCCCUGCCGGCACAACAGCCUGGGUGCAUGGCCUUCCUGGGCCUGUCCUUUCCUAGGGGACAUGGCGAGGAGCAAGUGCCUGGCCUUAGGGGGCUGUAGUGCUGGGUGGGGGGCUGGCCAGCCAUGGGGGCAGGGCCCAGCAGUGCUGCAGAUUCCCCCUCUCCCUCCCCCCCCCAUGCAGGCUGGGCCUGGCCUCAGGGGUGGGAAGCAGGAACUCAGACCGAUUGCUGCCCAGUAACCUGGGCUAGGGCCAGGAAGCUCCACACCCGAACUGUGCCCAGCUGCACCUCUGCUUCCUGCAGUGCCAGGACAACCGCUGCCCAGCCGUGGUGC
Messenger RNA from Dermochelys coriacea (leatherback sea turtle), 2022 nucleotides. RefSeq names its product zinc finger protein 513 (gene ZNF513). Gene Ontology annotation, cellular component: nucleus. The record is from RefSeq and is a predicted model, not a curated record. Bases 277 to 1611 code for a protein of 444 amino acids. Gene Ontology annotation, biological process: regulation of transcription by RNA polymerase II. Gene Ontology annotation, molecular function: RNA polymerase II cis-regulatory region sequence-specific DNA binding; DNA-binding transcription factor activity, RNA polymerase II-specific. The transcript is spliced from 4 exons. Lineage: Eukaryota; Metazoa; Chordata; Testudines; Dermochelyidae.